Messenger RNA from Kuraishia capsulata CBS 1993, 1077 nucleotides. RefSeq lists its product as uncharacterized. Gene Ontology annotation, cellular component: membrane. Bases 1 to 1077 code for a protein of 358 amino acids. The record is from RefSeq and is a predicted model, not a curated record. Gene Ontology annotation, molecular function: sphingosine N-acyltransferase activity. The transcript has a single exon. NCBI's taxonomy places the organism in Eukaryota, Fungi, Ascomycota, Pichiomycetes, Pichiales, Pichiaceae. Gene Ontology annotation, biological process: ceramide biosynthetic process.
AUGAGUCAAGACGAAAAAAUGGGCCUGAGACAUCGCAGCAAAGAGUCGUCGCCGUUGGCGAAAAAGGUGGUGCCAUCUGGCAAGGGCCUCGAGGACAAGACAUCGAAAAUCAAGCACAAAUAUUCCCUGGAGCAAACCCAAAUUGCAAUUUGCCUGCCUAUUAUGAUUGGGCUAUGGAUUUUGGGCCAAAAAUUCACGUGGAUCAGCAAAUCUUUCCACUUACAGUAUCAAAUCGGCGAAGGCGUGUAUGAGGUUGGCUCAGAGGACCUGUAUUUCGUGUUGCUAUGGGUGGUGAUCCACACUUUUAUCAGAGCAGCCGUCAUGGACCUAAUCCUCGGAAAUCUGGCUUCCUGGGCUAACAUUCACAACGCAAAGGGCGUCCAAAGGUUUAAAGAGCAAGGCUGGUCUUUGAUAUAUGGCUUGGUGUCGUUUGCAUCGGGACUAUACCUAUACGCGAACUCAGACUACUUCCUUAAUUGCGACGCACUCUACUUGGGAUGGCCACAGGAUCACCUUCCAUUUCUGUUUAAGAACUACUACCUGAUCCAGAUGGGUUUCUGGAUCCAUCAGAUUGUGGUGUUGCACAUCGAGGAGAGGAGGAAAGACUACUACCAGAUGUACUCGCAUCACAUCAUCACGUGUGCUUUGAUGUUUGCGUCAUACUAUCUCUACUUCCAAAGAGUGGGCAAUGUAAUCCUGGUGAUCAUGGACGUUGUGGAUAUUUUCCUGUCGCUUGCGAAGAUGCUCAAGUAUUGCGGGUUCACCAACGUGUGCGAUUAUGUUUUUGGCCUCUUCAUGACGGCAUGGAUCAUACUCAGACACAUCGUUUACAACUACAUCGUCUGGCAUGCCUGGGCUAAGGCCAAGAUACUUCUUGGUGACACAUGCGAGGAUCUCGCAAGACAAAACAUAAAAAAGAGGAUGUGUUACCACGGCUGGGAAAUUGACUGCUUCGUGGGACUGUUGGCCGGACUGCAGGUGCUGUUUAUCAUUUGGAUGUAUCUCAUUGCAAGGGUUGCCUAUAAGGUGAUGUCAGGCAAGGGUGCAGACGAUGUUAGAAGCGAUGACGAAGAAUAG